Molecule: messenger RNA, 1761 nt
Organism: Aspergillus welwitschiae
Lineage: Eukaryota; Fungi; Ascomycota; Eurotiomycetes; Eurotiales; Aspergillaceae
Exons: 2
Coding region: 1-1761 (586 amino acids)
Source: RefSeq, a predicted model, not a curated record
AUGCGUUCCGACAAGCUUCUCGUGCUCGCCGGUCUGGCGAGCUAUGCUCUCGCUCUCCCCACGAAGGACUUGGACCCCCGUACCUUCGGCCUCGUCGCCGAGAUCCUCACUGACCUUGGUGAGGACCUGACCGGUUUCAUCGAGGCCCUCCUUGGCGGCGGUGUCCAGAGCUCCGCAAGCCUCCUCACUGGUAUCAGCGCUCAGGCAGCUGCUGUCCUUGAAGGUGGUGCCCUGGGUUGCACUGCUGGCAAGAUCGAGGCCUCCGCUCGUGCGGAGCUGGCUGCGUGGAUCCGGGCUCAUGCCAGCUUCGAUGCCUCCCUCAAGUCGUCUCUGUUGGCCUGGUGUGAGGGUGAGGACUCUGCCACCUUGUCCGUCGAUGUCCGUGCUGGUCUCGCUCUGUUCAUUCCCACCUGCGCCGAGGUCGCUGCCAAGGGCGACAUUUACGUGACUGUCGACGGUAUCUUCUCCGUUUCCGAACUCGAGGCCGCUGUUGUCCUCAGCUCUUCUUUCCAGUCUACUCUGUCUACUUUCCUGUCCGGAUCCGUUGGUGUCGAAUUGGAUGCCGACAUCAAGGCUGGUCUUUCCCUCUGUGCUGGUGGUGGUGUCGUCGCCGACCUUGCUUCGGACAUCGAGGCCUCCCUGAAGGUCUGGCUUUCCGGCUCUGAGUGCUCUCUGAGUGCCUCCCUCAAGGCUGCUGUCCUUGCUUGGUUGGAGGGCAAGGCUAGUGUGUCCGGCGUUGUUACCAUCGGCACUGUGCCCACUGCUGGUCUCACCACUGUCUCCGUCGGUGCCGCCAUUAACGCCCUUGUCGAAACCUCCGGUGCCCUCACCGCUAGCGCCCAGGCCUACCUCUCUGCCUUCCUCAAGUCCUCCCUCGCCGCCGACAUUGAGGCCGAUGUUAAGGUCGUUCUGGAGGCCUGUAUCUCGGGCAAGCUUGCCACUUCCGUCAGCGCCGAUGCCCGUGCUGCCCUGGCAGUCUGGCUCUCUGGCGAUAGCUGCCAGCUGGGCGUUGAGCUGAAGGCCGUUCUCUACUUCUGGCUUUCCUUUGCCCUGAGCGGCGACGUCACCGUCGACCUGUCCACCGACAUCAUUACCGAACUCGAGACUUUCAUCACCGGUACCAUCGACACUCUCAUCGGUGUCAACAUUAGCGGCGUGCUCUCCCUUCUGCUGUCUGGCGAGAGUCUGGCCUCCCUUUCCCUGGAGUCUCGUGCUGAGCUGUCUGCUGUCAUCGGUGGCUGCGCUGGUGUUGAUAUCAGCUCCUCCAUUGAGAUCAUCGUCAUUGAAUGGCUUACCGGCUGCAGCAUCCCCGGCGGUCCUUCCAUCGGCUCCGGCUCCGGCUCCAGCUCCGGAUCUUCGUCUAAGCUUAUCCCCAGCGCCUCCAGCAUUCCCGCCGUCGCUUCAACCCCCGCUGUCAGCGUUCCUGCUGUUCCCACCGUCUCGGUUCCCACUGGCGGUUCUAGCCCCAGCAAGCCUGCUCAUCCGGUGCUCCCGGAUCCCCCAACGGUGUCAGCCCUACCGACACUCCUUCGGUUCCCUCCUCCCCUGCCCAGUCUGGUGCUCCUGGCUCUCCCUCUGGCGGCGUCCCCGCUCCCAGCGGUGGCGUCGUUCCCUCGUCUCCUGCCCAGUCUGGUGCUCCCGGCGCCCCUAGCGGCGGUGUUGUCCCCACUGCCUCUGUUCCGGAAGGCGCCAGUGCCGGUGCCUCCACUACUCCCUGCGACACUAUCACCGGCGAGACUGUUGUUCCCGUUGCUACUAUGA